AUGGCAAGCACAUCUCUAGCUACACUCCCAGUUGAGCUCCUGACUCAGAUCGGCAGCUAUCUAUGCCCCUUGCGCUGCGGAAAAUAUCCCUCCAGCGUGAGCCAGAAGCACCUCUCCAGACUCAGUCGCACAUGUCGGCGGCUCCGCGAUGUCUGCCAACCGCUUCUAUUCGAGUACUAUUACCAUUCCAAGUCCCUGACACCUCUUCUCUCUUUCCUCCGUACAUUGGAUGCCCGCCCAGAUCUCGCAAAGUGCGUGACUAGUCUGGACUUCCAUGAGCCAGGCCAAGCUGAUAGCCUCAGCGACAAAGAUCAACAGCUGCUGGAGAGCUGCAUCGCCAAGCUCGGUCUGCCCCUGUUGCCAGCCGACUGGCAAGACUAUCUGGGCACGGAAAGGCGCCUGCUCGCGGCUGAACUUGUGGUCGCGUCGUGUCCGAAUAUCGAGGUUCUCAGGGUACCCAUGAAUCCGGAAUGGAUGGUGAGCGUACUUGCCUCGCUUCCAGAAGACUUUGUCUUUGCGAAGUUGAGGAAGCUAGAUGUUUGGCUUUACUAUAUCAGCGGCGACCACUAUGGUAUUGGGUAUGGGAAGAUUAGGGGGCUGUUGCAUGCGUCACCGAACCUGGAGCAUCUGUCUCUUCCCUCCAUUGAGAUGUUUUAUCCCGGCCAGGCGGGAGUACCUAUCUUGGAGAAGCUGAGGCACCUCGAUCUCGGUGAGGGUGCGCCGUCGCCGUACUUUCUCGACUGUGUUCUUGAGGCGUGUCCGAAUCUCCAAAGGUUCGAGCUUCAUUGGGUUGACUCGGACGGAUACGACGAGGAUUCCGAAGAGUGGUCGCCUUUGGAUGGAUGGCGGGCCUUGCAGCAUGUUCGGAGCUCUGUCCGCGAGAUCAUCUUCGAGACUGCCAUUGAGUUCCGGGACGAUGAUAAUCUGGAAGACGGCGUUUCGACGCUGCGCGACUUUGCGCACUUGGAGAUCCUCAAAGUCAAUGGCAUCGCUCUGCAAGCGUUGUAUAAAGUCUGGGCGCAUCAUAACCGCCACGGCAGUAUGGAGGGGUUCGUAUACCAGGUGUUUCCGUCUACGAUUAAGGAGCUUACUAUCUGGGAUCCGCAUGCGUCGUUAAUCGAGGCUGUCCGUCUUCUUGCUCGAGAGGCUGUUCGCGAACGGUAUCCCCGUCUAGCGAGGGUAACCGUUUCCCAAUCCGAGCACCUGUCAGGAUACUUUUUUGAUGUGGUACAAUGGGUCAGAGAAGAAGCCACCGUGAGGCGCGACUAUGAGCGUUCGAGGAUAGAGUUGUGCAUGGAACUGCCGCAGGUCCCUGAUUACACAGAUUUCCCCUAUGCUUUUAGAUAG
Messenger RNA from Aspergillus lentulus, 1347 nucleotides. RefSeq names its product F-box protein. NCBI's taxonomy places the organism in Eukaryota, Fungi, Ascomycota, Eurotiomycetes, Eurotiales, Aspergillaceae. The record is from RefSeq and is a predicted model, not a curated record.